Messenger RNA from Chironomus riparius, 1350 nucleotides. The record is from the annotation of a GenBank genome assembly. NCBI's taxonomy places the organism in Eukaryota, Metazoa, Arthropoda, Insecta, Diptera, Chironomidae.
AUGCUUUUAGAACAGUAUGAGCGCUCGAAAGAUCCCGAACCAGUACAGCUGUCAGAAGUUCAAAUGUUAACGGAAAAUUUAGAAAGAACCAAGAAGAAGCUUUUUGAGGCAUCAAAUUUCAAUCUCCAACUGAAAAAUGAACUUAAAAUUGCCCACAAAUGUCUCCAGCAUGAAAUCGGAACUGAUUCCGUUAAUUUCUCACAAAUUUUAAAUUCAACUUCUAAUUGGCGUGGACGUGCUCAACAGAUUCAAAUGCUGCAAUCCAAAAUUGCUGAACUAAGAGACAAACUAGAAAAUACUGAGACUGAUUCCUUUGAUGCCAAUUCACUACCACUUAGACGCAUGGAAAGUGUCAGAAAACACGAAAUUGACUCAUUAACAAAAGAGCUUGAUGACUGCAAGAAUGAACUUGAUGAUUUGAAGUAUAAAGUUUCAGCAUUAAAGAUCCGAAACAAGAAUCUUUCAGAAGAAGCAAAUAACUACAAAUUCAAAACAUUGGAUUUAAUGGAAAAGUCCAGGAAUGAUGAUGAUUAUAUCAAAUGUCUGAAUGAGAGAAUAUCAAUGGUCAAGUACGAAUGCGAGCAUAAAAUCACUGAAAUGGAAAAGGAAAUGACAAAAAUGAGAGAAAUGUGUGAUGAUUCAAAAUUGGAAGUAGAAAAGCUCACAUGUGAUUUAGAAAAUGCAUCACAGCUCUUAUCAGAUAAAGACCGUGACAUUUCAAGUCUCAAAAGCCUUAAUGAAGAUCUCGAAAAUAAUCUCAGAAAUAUUUCCGGUGAUUUUCUCUUCUCAUGCCGCAACAUGAGUAAAAGUGAUUACGUUAAUUUGAUCAGCACACUGGAACAAGAGAAAAAUCGUUUAUUGAAUAUUAUUGAAGAGCAGAAUAAACAGCUCAACAAGCAAUCGCUUUUGGAAAGUGAUCAGCAUGACAUGAUUGCAAAGCAGCGAGUCAAAAUUGCACGUUUAGAUGCUAAAUUGAAGGAACUGGAGAAUGAGAAAGAAGCAAUCAAGACGAAGCAUCGUCGUGGAAUAAGAAUUAAUGAAUAUUCGCGGUCAUUGAGUGGAAUGAAUGUUAAUAAUAAUCGUCCAGUGACAAAAUCAAGUGAACGGCUUACGUCUGAAAUAGAUCGACUAAAAUUUAAACUCGAAUAUGCGACAGAGCGUAUAGACUAUCUAGAGAAGAAGCUUCAAUCACAAACGGCUGAUCGGGAAGAAGAUUGUAAGAAAUUUAUUGAUAUUAUGGGCAAGUCAAAGGAGUGCUUUAAAGAAAUCUUUAAUGAGACGAAAGAUGUGACAUCAAGCUAUGCUGAUACAACUUUUGGUACGAUCGAUGAUGCUGAAAGUAAGGAUUAA